AUGAAUUAUUUCAUUGUGGGCCUAAAGGACAACAACCAGAAUAUCAUAAGAGGAAAUUAUUUAGUUUGUGGGCAAUACCCUAAGAAGGCUGAAAUUUCAAAGAAGCACACCUUGAAAUGCAACCCAUUCCUUCCCAAGCAGCAGUUCCUUAUUGUGCAACAGUACCUUUACGGAGGUGGAGGUUUCACCAUUUGUCAGCUGGAAAUUUAUCUCUAUGAGGCUCUUUCGAAUGUUUCAUCGACAGUUUGGACGAAGCAGUACAUGGAUGAGCCGACGAAGACAUACAGCGUCUUGUUGCUCGGCAACGUGUUGCACGAGACGAGGAGACGCAGCUUAUUGGACUGUGUGGUUCUGUGCAGCGUUGAAGCGUCGAGGCAAUGUGACUCGUUGAACUACUGCAAGUGGUCGAAUCUCUGCCAGUUGAACUCUCACAAGUAUGGCUACCAAAGAAGCUCCAUUCAAAUUGUCAACGAUGAUACAUAUAUCAUUUCACGUUGGAUUGACACAUCUCAAAUUAACGAUACAUUUUCUAUUAAUCAUAUCCAUCGUCACAGAGAAGAUCAAACGAAUGCUCACAUCAACAAAAUCAACAUGAAACAACAUUGUAUGUACUCAUACUCUGUUGCCAAGUGUCUGUACAGUGGCCGACCAAUGGGGGUCGAAGGCCUAUUGACCCUCCCGUUGUGA
Helobdella robusta is the source of this 687-nucleotide messenger RNA. RefSeq lists its product as hypothetical. Lineage: Eukaryota; Metazoa; Annelida; Clitellata; Rhynchobdellida; Glossiphoniidae. The transcript has 3 exons. The coding region runs from base 1 to 687 and encodes 228 amino acids. The record is from RefSeq and is a predicted model, not a curated record.